AUGCAAUUUUGGAAACGCGUCGUCGAGCACAAAGAAACUUUGCGCCCACCAGUCUCCCAGGACGAAACUGCAUGUCCAUAUAUUCCCAAAGUUUUGGUUUCAGAAAUCUUCAACCCAUUUUUCUUUCAUUCCGUGUAUUCACGGUCAAGUAAAAUUUCUAGUUCAGUUACUUUUUCGUCUUCUUUUGUUGUUGAAAAAACGAAUAACUUUCUUUGAAUGCAUCUUACAAAGUCUCACAUUGGCGUUCCAAGUUUUUUCGAUCUACUUCAACAAACAAAGCUUAAAGCCUUAACUUGCAAAACUUUUUGAGUCCAUCCUGAGGAUAGAUAACUUGCAGAACUUUUUGAGUCCAUCCUGAGGAUUAUUUCGAACUGUUUUUUCCUCCAUAACCGACAGAAAUCGCAGCUCCCAAAACUUUAAUCUGAUGCUAAAAAAUUGUGAGUAUAUACUUCAACCAUUAGUUAAUUAUUUUCCUUUCCGGAUAUCUUCCGGUUCAAAUUGAGCUUUUUUUGUUCAUCAAUGCUUCAAGUCUUGUUCCUCGUACAUAACAAAAGAAGUUUCGUACUCAGCAAGAGCCCAUACUCAAUUGGGACGUGAAUUUUCGGAGAGCUCCAAAAAGUAGUCCGGAAGUGCUUGCGUUCUUCUAAAAAGGCCUUCCAUUAGCUGAAUGUUUUUAUGUCUGCGACUUGUGAGUCCAAGAGUCAUAUACAUGAAAGUUCGUUUUUUAUUUUUGAUAAGGUUGGUAGUCGGACUUUUUUUAUUCAGGAACCAGAAACUAGGGUUCCAACUGUAUUUGAGGAGCUUUUUCCCUCUAUUUUUCACUUUCAGAGCUUUACUCUACUAUUCUCUAGCCUUCGGUCAUAUCUGAAACCAAAAUGCAUUGUUAAAUCUGGCAAAAUUUUGGGCGAAAAAACGGGUAUUCCCACAAUUUCAGAUAUGCGUAACUACCUAAUUAAUUUUUUUGCUUUGAGAUUUUUUUCAAAAACAAAUGUGUAGUUGAAUGAAUAUGGAGAGCGAAGGAAUAGUCGUUCGGUUUGUGUUCAAGAAAGUUGCUCGGACGAGAAGCGACCAAAUCUCCUGGGGCGGUCCUUGGAUUUCUGGCUGUUGGUUUGGUGUGUGGUUUUGCUUCUCUGCUAUCGUUUUUUUCGGAAAAAAUUCUUCCCGAAAUAGUUUCACUUUCUUGCCAUUUUUCUCUCUGUCUGGAUUUUAUUUUAGAAAAGCUUAUUUAAAGAAAAGCGGGAACAAUCGACGUUCUAAAAAUUGUUUGAUAUGGUCGCCAGAGAAAGAGAAGCCUUCAGAUUAUUACAUUUCAUCUCCAGAAAACCGCUCAUAGUUCGAUAUCAAUUAAGUCGGGAAAGUUUUUUUUAGGAGCUCGUUUCGAUAAUUCUGCUUUUCGUUUUGGUUCGGAGUUGUAAUCUUUUGGAAAUCAGAAAGUCUCGCAAGUUGAGACAAUCUCAAUUCGGUAAAAGAAAGAGUGUUCCAACCUUUCACGAAAACAUUUUUUGCCGAAUAAAAAGAAAUUCCUCUCAAUUCUUCCAUUUCGCGACUUUUUUCUGAUUUAGCUUGAAAAACUUUUUUUUAGUACACAAGUUUUUUCAUUUUCCCUCCAAACUUCGGAAUUGCAGUUUAUCUAAAAACUGUUUCAUAUCAAGUUAAAGGUGAAUACAGAAAAUUUUCCAGUAAGAUCGAACUUAUGACUAGCUGCGGAGCAAUCACGCGCGCUACCUCGCCGAUUUGCGACGAACAGGAAUGCUGCAUAGACAUGCUCCAUCACGAAAUCAACGACAAUACCUUGCCUCUCAUCACAAUGAUGCCUCAAAUGCCUGCUGCGGUUAGUCCAUUUGACUUUGUAUUGUAAAAGGCCUCAUUUUUUUUCCCAAGAAAGUCGAAAAUCCUAAAAGCUCCACUUUCGUUAUCGUACAGAAAGCCGCCAAAAAAGCUGUUCCAAAAAUAGCAGUGGUCAUCAGCUUUCAACUUAUUUGAAGCAAACGUGUCACAUUCUGUUUUUUUUUUUCAAGAAAAUCACAAAAACUCUUCAAAACAUUAGGAUAAGAAAGAAAGUCUUCUCAAAGUUAUUUUGAAGAUAUCUUUUUAUUUUUCAAUUGAUUGAAUCAUGGCCCCAUGCACAGUUCAUUUUUGUUUCAUUAUUUAGCAUAUUUUAAAAAAAUCUUUAUUUCUUCAGGAGAUUAUUUGAACUUCACUGGGUGGUCAGUAAAAUGUCUGUUUUGUUGGGAAAAAUUACGGGAUUUUUUCGGUCAUACAAGACAUUCGCGCCUCCCGCUGGUGAUAUAUUUUAAAUAGCCACAGAAAUAAUAUUGAUUUUGUGAGCCGCUUGGCUGAACUUCCUACACUAAAUCACUUUUUCUUCUUUAAGAGUUUAUUUGAAAAAAAAACCUUGAAAAACACGCACUUCAAAUCAUUUAUUUUGUUGUUUUAGUCUGAUGUAAUUGACUAGGCGGUGAGCAAGAACUUUAAAAGCUAUAACGAACAAUCGCCGUUGGCGAACUAGAAGUCCAAACGUGUAGUCGAAAGAGUUGAAAGAUUGGUCUUACGGUCCUUCGCCUCAUUCUUCUGCGCGUAGUCCAUCCAGUUGCGCCUUGUCGAGCUCAGAAUGUAGUGGAUGGUGUAGCUGGAGCCCGGAGACCGUGCUCUAGGUGGAAGCCUCAGAAUGACAGCGACCCCUUCGAGUGAAGAUUUUACACGGAAUGAAGAUUUUACACUUGGAGAAAAAAAACCAUUUCAAUCCAUAAUCCUAAUUUAUAAAACUCGAACAUCAGAAUGUGAUAAUUGAUUCGCAAAAUUGACUCAGAUUUUUCUGAGCUGAAAUUCUCACUCUUCCAACGAUUUUUUUCAGAUCAAGACGCAGGAUCGACCUGUGGUCCUUUACAUGGCGCCCAUUCACAAGCAACAGGAUUUGAACUGCCCUUGCGGAAAUAACUCCGACAAUGCCGAAUCUACUCGCGAGAAGCUGAACAACGUCCGAAUCUGA
Messenger RNA from Caenorhabditis auriculariae, 2989 nucleotides. The record is from the annotation of a GenBank genome assembly. NCBI's taxonomy places the organism in Eukaryota, Metazoa, Nematoda, Chromadorea, Rhabditida, Rhabditidae.